UAAAUAUUACAACAUUUCACAUUAUCAUAAUAAAGUUUACCUUUACGAAGUAUUUAGAUACAAAAAUAAAAAUUUAAGGCAUUUAUAUAUUUUGUUCGUUCUUAAUUAUUUAUUGGCUUUAUAUUGAUUUUACCUAAACUAGUAAUAAAAUAAAUAAUCCUUUAGUUUUAAUCCAUCAAAAUGAUAACAUUAUGGAAUUUAUUCGAAGCAAGUCUUCUAUGUUUAAAUGCUGUUUGCGUCCUUCACGAAGAAAGAUUUAUGCAAAAAAUGGGCUGGGGAACAAACACACAACAACAAGGUUUUGAAGACCAAUCAACUAUAAAAUAUCAGAUAUUAAAUUUAGUACGUUCUAUCAGGACAGUUACAAGAAUUCCACUUAUUAUUCUAAAUAUACUAACUAUACUUUUUAAGUUACUCCUAGGAUAGCAAAUAUUACUUCUAAAUAUAUUUUGGUAAACAUAUGAAAUAGCUUCCGAAAUGCAAGAUUGCAAUACAGUGUGCUAUUGUUUUGUAUACUUUGUAAGUAAACUGUUUAAACACU
Molecule: messenger RNA, 541 nt
Organism: Pieris brassicae (large cabbage white)
Lineage: Eukaryota; Metazoa; Arthropoda; Insecta; Lepidoptera; Pieridae
Product: immediate early response 3-interacting protein 1
Exons: 3
Coding region: 181-426 (81 amino acids)
Biological process (GO): endoplasmic reticulum to Golgi vesicle-mediated transport
Cellular component (GO): COPII-coated ER to Golgi transport vesicle; Golgi membrane; endoplasmic reticulum membrane
Source: RefSeq, a predicted model, not a curated record